AUUUUUUAUUAAAAGAUGCGCCGCAGUAAAUGGUAGACGAAAACAUGGGGAAAAGAUCGAGAAAAGUUUUUGAACAAAAACAGCCGUCUUCAGGAAAGAAAGAUGAUGAUAACGAAGUUAUAUUAGAGCCGGUUAUCAGUUCUGACGAACCACCGUUGAAACAGACAAAAUGGACAAACAAACAGAGGGUAUUGGUAUUUUCUUCACGUGGAAUAUCACAUCGGGCAAGACACCUGAUGAUAGACCUUCGAACAAUGAUGCCACACUCAAAAGCAGAGUCAAAGAUGGAUCGAAAAGACAAACUAUUUGUCAUAAAUGAGAUUUGUGAAAUGAAAAACUGCAACAAAUGUAUUUAUUUCGAGGCCAAGAAAAAGAUGGAUCUAUACAUGUGGGUGUCAAACUGUCCUCGAGGCCCAUCUGCUAAAUUCCUCAUUGAAAAUGUCCACACAAUGUCUGAACUGAAGAUGACGGGGAAUUGCUUGAAAGGUUCAAGGCCACUGCUGUCUUUCGACCAGGCGUUUGACGAGGAACCACACUUGAAGUUGAUGAAGGAGCUCUUUACACAAACAUUUGGAACACCAAAUCAUCACCCAAAAAGUCAGCCAUUCUUUGACCAUGUGUUCACAUUUUCGGUGUCAGACAACAGAAUCUGGUUCAGGAACUACCAGAUCCUAGAAGAAGAUGGAUCUCUUGCAGAAAUAGGUCCGAGGUUUGUCUUAAACCCGAUCCGCAUGUUUGAGGGCAGUUUUGGUGGACCCACACUCUACACUAACCCACACUACGUCUCGCCCAACAUUCAUCGCCGGAUGUUGAGACGACAGGUUGCCCAGAAGUACAUACAUCGCGUACAUGCAAAGAAGUCCCUGGAUGAACGCAAACCUGAAGAGACCUACGCUAAAGACAUCACAGAUGAUGUGUUUGUGACUAUCAGACCAGAACAGAACAAUCAGAAUGGAUAAAAUGAAAUUGUUUUUGUAUAUUGCGAUUUAUUAAUUCAUAUUUUGCAUUUAAAUGUAUUCUUCAACACUUGUUGAGGAAUAAUACAAUAAAUGUUGUUUGAG
This is a messenger RNA of Mya arenaria, 1061 nucleotides long. RefSeq names its product ribosome biogenesis protein BRX1 homolog. NCBI's taxonomy places the organism in Eukaryota, Metazoa, Mollusca, Bivalvia, Myida, Myidae. Gene Ontology annotation, molecular function: rRNA binding. The record is from RefSeq and is a predicted model, not a curated record. The coding region runs from base 30 to 959 and encodes 309 amino acids. Gene Ontology annotation, cellular component: nucleolus. Gene Ontology annotation, biological process: ribosomal large subunit assembly; rRNA processing. The transcript is spliced from 10 exons.